Messenger RNA from Linum tenue, 299 nucleotides. The record is from the annotation of a GenBank genome assembly. Lineage: Eukaryota; Viridiplantae; Streptophyta; Magnoliopsida; Malpighiales; Linaceae.
GCUUAAUGGAUGGACUGCAAUUUCAGACUCUGGCCCGAUGAGUUCUAGACAGACAUUGGGUCAGAGUGAGAACAGGAGCGUGAGUGGAAGGGAGACAGUCAUGGGAUCGAAGCUGUACAAGUUGCAGGUGCAAGAGGCUAGGACUUCAGGAUGUUGAGCUAAUGAAAAGAAUUGGAGCAGCAACGACAGUUGACAGCAGGGCAACUAGAGUGAGAUAUGUCUUCUCCCCUAGCGUUGAUUUCUGCUCUCCCUUCCCCAAUGUUUACUGGUGAUCAUUCUUGGUUUCUUACUCAUGAACG